AUGAUGUUAAAGAUUUCUAACUUAAUAUUUUUAAUUUUAACAACAGUCAAUAUCAUUACUGCAAGUUCCAUUAGUAACGCUACAAUAAAAAAUUUUAUCAAUGGAACAUUUCCUGGUGAUGAAAACAGCUCUUAUUUAACUAUUAUUGAAGUAAUAUUUAUCAUUUGCUUUGUACUAUGGGCUUUAUGCUUAUUUAUUUCGAUUUUAACUACAAAUAUGAAAUAA
This is a messenger RNA of Hepatospora eriocheir, 225 nucleotides long. The record is from the annotation of a GenBank genome assembly. Lineage: Eukaryota; Fungi; Microsporidia; Hepatosporidae.